AUUAGGGCGAGAUUUGGUAUCACCCCCCUUAAGAUAUUUUUUUAGUAACGCACCCUUGUAAAACCUGUAAACCCUUUUCACCACACCCUUUUACCAACACCUGCUGACUGUGUAUUAUUUAAUGCUGACUGUGUAUCAUUCAAACUCAUCUUUCUUCUUCACCGUUUCUAGGUUAUAUUUCUCCCAAAUCAAUUUUUCCUACAUGCGGCGCCCCUAAAUCUCCAUAGCUCCAAUACUCUUCUUCAUCAGUGUGUUUCUGCAACUUUCAUUCCCAAAUCGUUCUUCUACAGCCUUCUUAUUCGUAGACCCAAUUGAUCAUGGUGGGAAGCAGCUCUCGAGGAAGCAGUGUUGAUUCAGUGUCCCAUCAAGUGUUGCCCAGAUGCGGCUGUGAUAGACCCAUGAAGAUGUGGGUCUCCAACACAGUUCAAAACCGGAAUCGAAAGUUCUGGAAAUGUCGCAAUGCUGGGACUGGCAAUAGUUGCGAAUUGUUCUUAUGGGAUGAUGAAAAUGGAGACUCCAUCAAAGACAAUACAGUGAUUCAUCCAUGUUGCAAGAAGUGUGAGGUACUUCAAAUUCAGUUGGAAUCAGUGACAAAGAAAGUGGUGAAAUUGAAGAUUAAGCUUGAAGCCCAGAAAAGGAAAACUUUGCAGAUCCAGAUUGCUAUAUUUAUGUGUUGUUUGAUAGUUGGUUUAUUGUAUAAUUUCAUGUAAUGAAAGCAAUAAGUAUGACAUUGUGUAUUUUGGUGUCAGUAAUAGGUUAAUUAUCUAUGUAUUUUGAGUUAAGGUGGUUCUGUGCAUUUUGAUCUAGGUUGGUUCUAUGUACUUUGAAAAGAAUGUUGGUUCUAUGUAGUUUGAAAAGAAUGGAAAGAAAUAUUGU
Vicia villosa (hairy vetch) is the source of this 876-nucleotide messenger RNA. RefSeq lists its product as uncharacterized. Gene Ontology annotation, molecular function: zinc ion binding. The record is from RefSeq and is a predicted model, not a curated record. Lineage: Eukaryota; Viridiplantae; Streptophyta; Magnoliopsida; Fabales; Fabaceae. The transcript is spliced from 2 exons. The coding region runs from base 318 to 710 and encodes 130 amino acids.